CCAAGAUGGCGGCGGACGCGCAGGUACAGCACCUCCAGGUGUACGGACUCCUACAGGAUGAGACUUUCCACAUCGCCAAAGCUUGCGCCGAGGCUCUGCACCAAAAGAUGCCAGAGAAGUUUUCAGCUCCCGACAUCCGACCUAUGGUGGAGUUUGAAUGGGAAGAAUACUUGCAGUCCAAGAGGAAGGAACUGAAAGGUGAGACGUGGGCAUUCCAGGAAAAGAUCAUCUCCUUCGCAAACGGCCAGAUGCUGGGCGGACACCAGGAACUGAUCAAGUGGGCACAGGACAACCACGAAUACCAGGAUUUCAGACCUCCGGCCCUGUACCUGGCCCUGGCGGAGGAGGCCUACAAAAACAGGCUCAGCAACGGGAGAACAUUUGUGUACCUGGACAUUUCCAUUGGAGGGGAGGCAGCAGGGAGGUUACUGUUUGAGCUGUACACAGACAAGGUGCCGAAGACGUGUGAAAACUUCCGAGCUCUCUGCACGGGGGAGAAAGGUCGCUCCAAGGACACCAACAUUGACCUUCACUACAAAGGGUCAAUCUUCCACAGAACAGUCAAGAAUGGAUGGAUACAGGGAGGAGAUGUACCAAAUGGAAGAGGGGAUGCUGGAGAAUCCAUCUAUGGACCAGUUUUUGAAGACGAGAACUUUGCGGUGCCCCACGACAGACGGGGUGUCCUGGGGAUGGCGAAUCAGGGCCGACACACCAAUGGGUCACAGUUCUACAUCACCAUGCAGCCUACAGCAUGGAUGAACACCAAAUAUGUGGCCUUUGGACAACUGAUUGAAGGCACUGCCCUGCUGCAGAGGUUGGAGGACCAGCCGACGUACAAUGAGAGACCGAAGGCGGACUGUAGGGUCGAAGACUGCGGCGUUCUGCAGCCUGACGAUGUGUUGGCGCAGGCCCCUGUUGUCAACGGACAUUCAUGAGAGACAUUUCUUCCCAAGGCUCUUAGUUUUACAGUACAGUAUGAUAUACAUGUACUGUAGACAAAGCAUUCUGUAAACUUUGCUGAUUGGCGGGCAUUGACUUUCAUAAGGGCACAACAAAAAUUAGAUCUUGUUGAUAGAAAAUUCAUUUGUAAUAAAGUGUACAAAAUGAGAUUUUUUCAGGCAAUUCAUAUUUGACUUCACCCCAGAGUAUAUCAAUAUCUAGAAGUGGUACGAGAAAGGGAUGAUUUAUGUGUGCUGGCUGUGUAUGGUGGUUGUAGAACAUGUAUUAUAUGUAUUAGGCUAUGCUUGGGAAUCAUAGAACAUCAAUUGCUACAUUUCUGAUGUACAUAAUACAUUAAAACAUUUCUAUUAUUCUGCAGGAAAAUUGUAUUCUUAAGAAUUCUAAUGCUGCAUGCAAACUCCUGUAAAAGAGACACCAUAAGUAAGGAAAAUUGCUAUUAUAGCCUAAGAAAUUAAUAAAUUGCUUCUGAUAUUGUGUGUUUUGAUGAAUUCAAAAUCUUCACAGUUUACAUAUGGUUUUCUUGUGAGUUUGUUAAUCAAGCCUCUUCAGUGUGGUUCACUGAAGUGUUAUACAGUUCACACAGAUUUUUACACACAGCUAUCCUGACCUCCAUUCAAUGAUAGCAGACAGCAGACUAGUAAUAAGAAUGUCAUGAGUUUUUACGAUAUCAUUGCAUAAUGGUACACGGAAUGGU
Branchiostoma belcheri (Belcher's lancelet) is the source of this 1654-nucleotide messenger RNA. RefSeq names its product peptidyl-prolyl cis-trans isomerase-like 6. Gene Ontology annotation, biological process: protein peptidyl-prolyl isomerization. The record is from RefSeq and is a predicted model, not a curated record. Gene Ontology annotation, molecular function: peptidyl-prolyl cis-trans isomerase activity. The transcript is spliced from 8 exons. NCBI's taxonomy places the organism in Eukaryota, Metazoa, Chordata, Leptocardii, Amphioxiformes, Branchiostomatidae. The coding region runs from base 6 to 935 and encodes 309 amino acids.